This is a messenger RNA of Amphiprion ocellaris (clown anemonefish), 1797 nucleotides long. RefSeq lists its product as uncharacterized. The record is from RefSeq and is a predicted model, not a curated record. Lineage: Eukaryota; Metazoa; Chordata; Actinopteri; Pomacentridae. The transcript has 14 exons. Gene Ontology annotation, molecular function: nucleotide binding. The coding region runs from base 155 to 1468 and encodes 437 amino acids.
CAGGGGGCGUCAGGAGACUGUGGCGCUGCUUUCUGGUCGGUUUUCUUGGACGAAGAAGUGAAGCGGCGCUUUGCGGUCGCAGUUUUUUCUGGACUCUGGUGAUUUUCUGGUCCAGAACAGACGCGGAAGAAGGACGGAAGACUGAGACAUUUGUAUGGGGCAAAACAGUUCGCAGGUUCCCAGAAUGACUUCUCCUGUCCGUGUGAUCGUGACUGGAGCUGGAUGUCGAGGAGAGAUCUACUCUAAUUAUGCAUCCGUCCACCCUGAACGCAUGAAGGUCGUCGCGGUGUCCGAUCCAAGGAAGUUCGCCCGCACCAAACUUCAGAAGCAGCACAACAUUCCAGAUGAAAACAUAUUUGAAGACUGGCACAGUGUGUUGGAGAGAGACAAGUUUGCAGACGCAGUGUUAAUUUGCACUCCGGAUCGACUUCAUAAGGAACCUGCUGUGGCCUUUGCAAAGAAGGGCUACCAUGUUCUCCUGGAGAAACCAAUGGCAACGACUGCAGAGGACUGCACAGCCAUCGUGGAGGCUUGUAUUCAGAGCGGCGUGAUGCUGUCUGUGGGCCACGUUCUCCGCUACGAUCCACUCAUCCAAAAGAUUAAGGAGCUCAUAGACGCUGGAGCCGUUGGUGAUGUGAUCCAUAUUCAGCACCUGGAGCCGGUCGGCUAUUAUCACUUUGCUCACUCGUUUGUUCGAGGAAACUGGAGGAACGAAGCAGAAAGCUCUUUUGCUCUUCUGGCCAAGUCGUGUCAUGACAUCGACCUGAUCCAUCACUGGGCCGGAGCACGCAGGUGUGUGAAAGUGUCAUCAUUUGGAUCCGUUAGCCACUUCCAAAAAAAACACAAGCCAGCAGGUGCUUCAGAUCGUUGCCUCGACUGUCCGAUAGAAAAAGAGUGCCCAUACUCAGCAUGCAAAAUCUACCUGGACACAGUGAAACAGGGUCACACCGGCUGGCCAGUAAACUACAUCUGUCCGAGCUCCUUCCCAGACAUCGAGUCGGUAACUGAGGCGUUGAGGACCGGACCGUACGGCCGCUGUGUCUACGAGUGUGACAACGAUGUCUGCAGUAACCAGGUUGUUAACAUGGAGUUUGAAGGAGGAGUGACAGCAGCUUUUUCCAUGGUGGCGUUUUCAGAGGAGAUUUGCAUACGAAAAACCACCAUCUAUGGCACCAAGGGGGAGCUGUCAUACGAUGGUCAUGAGAUCCGUGUGUUUGACUUCCUGACCCAGAGAUCCACAAAGCACACGGCAGACAGUAAAGCUCACUGGGCGUUCGGCAUGACGGGACACGGUGACGCCGACUACCACCUCAUACAUGCCUUUAUUUCUGCUGUGGCGAACAACGAUCCCUCCCUGAUUCGAUCGGGUCCCGAGGAGACGCUACUCAGCCAUCUGCUGGUGUUCGAAGCGGAGCGUUCGCGACUGGAGGGCAGAGUGGUUUACUGUGAGGACAAAAAGCACAGCUAGAAGACCUACAAACAUUCUGAGCAUGUUAGAGAUAAAAAUCAAACUCUAUAAUGACAUCCAAAUGAUUGAAGAGGCUUUUAAACUGAUAGAUGAAGGAGCAAAUCUUGUGUAGUCUGUAAUUGUUUCAGUACUGUCUGUGACGGUAUUAAAGUGAAGCGUUGUACUCUCAAUAACUUGAUGAUUAGUUGUCCAGUCGUGUUUAAUAAGUUUCUGUAAAUGCUCACUCCAGUUGAUCCGUUACAGAUUUGUGAAAUGCUCAGGGCUACAGUAGAUGUAAAUAUAGUGCCUAUUAAAGUGCCAUAUGAUUAAAAUAUUCACCUCCUUUGGAA